GUCACCUCCCCCAUGGACUAGAUAGCUUCCUGGAUAAUGUCCCCUGCAAAUUAGAAGGAUGCUAGUCCCAACUGAACUCUGCAAAGAGCAAAUCAGUGCUGGCUUCUCAAGAACCAGCCUCAUUCACCAUUGUCAGAAGGGUUAACUGUCAAGAUGGUACAUGCUGAAGCCUUUUCUCGUCCCUUGAGUCGGAAUGAAGUUGUUGGGUUAAUUUUCCGUUUGACAAUAUUUGGUGCAGUAACAUACUUUACAAUCAAAUGGAUGGUAGAUGCAAUUGAUCCAACCAGAAAGCAAAAAGUAGAAGCUCAGAAACAGGCGGAGAAGUUAAUGAAGCAAAUUGGUGUGAAAAAUGUGAAGCUUUCAGAAUAUGAAAUGAGUAUUGCUGCUCAUCUUGUAGAUCCUCUUAACAUGCAUGUUACUUGGAGUGAUAUAGCAGGUUUAGAUGAUGUCAUUACGGAUCUGAAAGACACUGUCAUCUUACCUAUCAAAAAGAAGCAUUUGUUUGAAAAUUCUAGGCUUCUGCAGCCUCCGAAAGGUGUUCUUCUCUAUGGGCCUCCAGGCUGUGGUAAAACGUUGAUUGCCAAGGCUACAGCCAAAGAAGCAGGCUGUCGAUUUAUUAACCUUCAGCCUUCAACACUGACAGAUAAGUGGUAUGGAGAAUCUCAGAAAUUAGCUGCUGCUGUUUUUUCUCUUGCCAUAAAGCUACAGCCUUCCAUCAUCUUUAUAGAUGAAAUAGACUCCUUUCUUCGAAACCGUUCAAGUUCUGACCAUGAAGCUACAGCCAUGAUGAAAGCUCAGUUUAUGAGUCUCUGGGAUGGACUGGAUACUGAUCACAGUUGCCAGGUCAUAGUGAUGGGAGCGACUAACCGUCCUCAGGAUCUUGACUCAGCUAUAAUGAGAAGAAUGCCUACAAGAUUUCAUAUCAACCAGCCAGCUCUAAAACAAAGAGAAGCAAUCCUGAAACUCAUUUUGAAAAAUGAAAAUGUGGACAGACAUGUGGACCUGCUAGAAGUUGCCCAGGAAACUGAUGGGUUUUCAGGAAGUGACCUUAAAGAGAUGUGUAGAGAUGCUGCCCUCCUCUGUGUCAGGGAAUAUGUUAAUUCUACAUCAGAGGAAAGCCAUGAUGAAGAUGAAAUUCGGCCUGUGCAACAACAGGACCUGCAUCGGGCAAUUGAAAAGAUGAAGAAGUCGAAGGAUGCAGCGUUUCAGAAUGUUUUAACACAUGUUUGUUUAGAUUAAGAGUAAACGUCAUUUGUGCAGGUCAGUGCAGCCUGGUUUGGUGUGCCCUGUUAUCAUUAGUGGAAUAGAAUGGAAGGAGUGGUGUUCUUACACAGUGAGGGAGUUGAAUGACACUGGUUUUAUACUCUGACUUCUAAGUUAUUGAGACAUGGUUGUUAUAUAAAUGGUAUUGCCACUUGUCAAAAAUCAUGAGGAGGAACAAUUUAAUCCAGCCUGCCUGUGGGUGCUUGUGUUUGGCCUCUUUAGCCAUAUGUUGCAGCCUUAUAACAUCUAAGCUUGUUUUAAAGUGACAGGUGAGUCAUUGAGUCAUAGGUGAGAAAUGGAGAUGUGGUUAAGUGCUGCUUUCUAGAUAUGUGAGCGUGUGUGUGUAUUGAAUGUAUAUAGUCACACAUUUUAUAUUGACAUUCUGUAGAUAUGUUUGAAUACAGAAACUUUUUUUUACCCCCAACUACUGAAUCAAAAAGUACUAAAUGCUUUAUAGCGAAAAUAAGAUUUAGGGUUGUGUCUAUAAGGUACAGAGAUUCAGCCAUUUUCAGUUGUCACUUGUUUCAGCUUUUUUUAAAGUUGAGCAUUCUCUGAAGUUGAACAGUUGGAGUCAGCCACAUCUGAAUACUUAGAUGUGGCUCAAUUAUUAUGGUUGUCAGGAUAAUCGUAUAAUAAUACUUGUUCAGAGAUCAGCAUUGAAUGGUUUUCAGGCAGUUGCGUGAUCAACACCAAUUUCACCUUUCCACAAGCACACUGAGUAGAGACAUUUAUAAAUUGAUAUAUGUAAAGGUGAUUGAAAGCCAUUCAAAAGAAUAGCUUAGAAAAACCUCAGUGCCAUACAAUACAUGUAUGUGACUUUCCCUUUCUUCAUCUAAUGUUGCCUAGUUCUGUUGUAACCAUGGUUUUUUAAUGUUAUUUUAAAGUUAUGUGUUCUUUAUUUAUGGUCAAAUCUAAUUUGGUCAUCAAAAAUAAAAUAAUUUAAAACUAGUAGCUGUUACUAAAUAUGCUAAAAAAAUAUUCAUUUUAUAACUGAAAUUUAAAAAGUUUUCUCAGCAUAUUAUAAAUUGUGCCCCAGUUAGUACAAAUAUACCCAUCAAAAUUCCCAUAUUGUACCUGCAGUCACUGAGGCUGUGUGUGCUAACAUGUCAGCUAAACAUGUUUUUGUCCACAAUUUCACUAAUUAGAAUUCUGUUACGGCACUUAAACAUGCAGCAUGAGGAGCGUGGCACACUGUGACAGAGGAACCUUCUGAAUCAUCAGAAAAAUUAAAUUGUGCUCUUUAUGUGUUUUUUUUUUAUUGUACUUCUUUGAAAACUCAAUCUUUAUUUGUGCGUUAUUGGAGUAACUUUUUGAUAAGUCUCAUUAGAACCUGCUGAAUAGUUGGUUCUUCAGUUGUGCUUUGGUGGGUGGGGUUGAAGUUCUAGGAUAACACUUUGGAUAACAAAAAUCAAGUCUUGAAAAAUUGUGAAGAUGAUUGAAAAAUUGAAUGCAAAACACAAGAUACCAAAAAAAUAUAGUCUCCAUUUUUAAUAAUUAUACUAUUAUUUUAUAAAUGUGUAAUAAAGAGGUCCCUCUUAAUUGAUUUUUCUCUA
Molecule: messenger RNA, 2816 nt
Organism: Eptesicus fuscus (big brown bat)
Lineage: Eukaryota; Metazoa; Chordata; Mammalia; Chiroptera; Vespertilionidae
Gene: ATAD1
Product: ATPase family AAA domain containing 1
Exons: 10
Coding region: 154-1239 (361 amino acids)
Cellular component (GO): mitochondrial outer membrane
Molecular function (GO): ATP hydrolysis activity; ATP binding
Source: RefSeq, a predicted model, not a curated record